This is a messenger RNA of Effrenium voratum, 1668 nucleotides long. The record is from the annotation of a GenBank genome assembly. Lineage: Eukaryota; Dinophyceae; Suessiales; Symbiodiniaceae.
CCCACCCCCGAAUUUGGAGGUGAGUGUAGUGCCAUCGGUUGGCUGGAUGUUCAUUCAGCUCCCAGCGCGGUCCGCGGUGCCCCAUGCCCCGCUGCAGAGGAGCUCUGCCAGGCGUCGCUGGUUCAGCGAGGCGAAGCCCAGGGCCACCCGCUCUUCCGCUGGCUUCGGAUGCCUCGCGGCCGCGGCUGCUGCCGCGAGGUCGUUGCGGACGGCUUGCCGAGCCGAGGCCCCGGCAGCAGAGUGGCACAAGGCCCGGCGGAAGGCCAUACUGCGCCGGUACCCCGAGCUGGGGGAACUUCGCGGCAGCGACGCGCGCACCCUGCCGCUACUGGUCUUUGCCAACGCCGCGCAGCUGGGCCUCGCCUGCUUCGCGGGCUUCUCGCUGCAGACCAGCGACAACGAGGCACUGAGCCUUUGCGGGGUAGCGGCCUUGGCAGUUGCCGCGGGCGGCACCCUUUCGCUGUGCUCCUUCUCCGUGCUGCACGAUCUUUUACACGGCACCUGCCUGCGUGGAGAUCGCACAACGCGGGAGCAGCUGCUGUUUUGGCUGAGCUUUCCCACCAUCUUCGGGUACCACCUGUACCUGCAGAGGGGCCACCUGUCGCACCACCGGAACCUCGGCCGCGCCUCGAUGGGGCAGCUCUUCGAGUCGCAGCGCCUCAACUUCGAGGACGGGGACGUGCUCUUCGUGGCACACCGCCAACCCUUGCAGGGCCAGCCCUUCGAAGUCGCGCUGCCUUUCACGGACCUCAGGGUGUCGCCCUCCAUCUCCCACAAUGUGCUCACCAGGCUCUGGGAUCGCUCGAAAGGGCAGAGCCCAGAUGCCCGUGCUGUGAGGAACGGCGCUCUCUAUUGCUUCUCCAUGAUCUUCGAGCGCUGCGCGCUUGCCGUCAACGACAAGAUCGUCGCCCUCUUUGGCCGCAAUGCAUUUUUCCUGCAAAAGCCUGCAGCUUUUCACGACAGCUGCGCAAAGUAUGCGCGGGUGGCCGCGGUAUUGCAGGUGCUGCUCUACAUGUAUUGCGGCCCUGGGGCUCUGCUCUAUUUGCUGAUAGCUGAGGUGGCGUGGCAGCUUCCUAUCCACCCGGGCUGCGCCAUGUUUGUCUCCAACCACGGCAGCGCGCGCACGGCGGACGGCGGCUGUGCGCCCACCUCCUCCCUCUAUGUGGACGAGCCCUGGGGGUGGUUCGACUGGGUGUGCAUGUUUUCCAACUACCACCUGGAACAUCACGACUUCCCCGACGUGCCGCUGUUGAAGCUGCCGGAGCUCCGCACACGCGCGCCGGAGUUCUAUGGCCUCCCGUCGAAAGCUGAGAGGGUGCCGUCCAAUUUGGCGGUGGCGACUCCGGCGGCCACGAACUGGUUAGCCACUGUGCACCGCAGCUUCGCCGAACCGGAGCCCUACGUCUGAAUAUGUCUUUCCCCGCGAAGGAGAUGGCCUUCUGCCCAACCCAAGCUGAAGGCCUGCUCUGUGGUGAAUGGGGUGGAUGAUGAGUAUGCUGGGGAGGAAGAGGUCUGCCAGUGAGUUGAGCUUCAGAUGCCAAAGGGGCCGAUGAUCCACCCAAAAACGAGAGGGGCCUAGCAGAUGCGUUCUCAACUGUCGUCUGUCCGAACCUCCCGAAACCCAAACAUUGUGCGGGGGCGGCCUCAUCCAUUCCUGUCGCCUUUCGG